ACAGCUGUUUUGCUCAAGGUGAAACACGGCCGCACCAUUCAUUUCAUAAGAUUCGACAAACAAAAUAAAAUCGUUAAUCAAUAAUUGAUUUGGUUCAUUAAAUUGUAUAUUCACCAUGUUGAGAGCUUUAAAAUCACACGUGGAAGCACCCAUAGUAAUUGCCACUCGUGCGGCAUCAACAAAUGCGGAAAAACUUGAAGAGAUUCGUGAUCGCCUGGCCAAGGGACCCAAUUUCCAGGACUUUGUCCAGAAUCCAGAGUACUCGAAAAACGAAUGGGAGAACUAUGAGGGAAAGCUGCGACGCGAAAAGGGCGAGGAGCAGCGCCUGCGACUGCCGCCCUGGCUGAAGACCACUAUCCCUGUGGGCAAGAACUACGCCAAGAUCAAGGCCCAGAUGCGGGACCUCAAGCUGUCCACAGUCUGCGAGGAGGCGCGGUGUCCCAACAUCGGCGAGUGCUGGGGCGGCGGCGAGCAUGGCACCCAGACAGCCACGAUUAUGCUUAUGGGGGAUACUUGCACCAGAGGCUGUCGAUUCUGUUCGGUGAAGACGGCACGUAAGCCACCGCCGUUGGAUGCGAAUGAGCCUGUGAACACCGCCACAGCAAUUGCCUCCUGGGGAUUGGAUUACAUUGUGUUGACCUCAGUAGAUCGGGAUGAUUUGCCCGACGGAGGCUCCAAGCACAUAGCUGAAACUGUUAGGGAAAUUAAAGCGCGUAACUCCAACAUAUUCGUGGAGUGUCUGGUGCCGGACUUUCGUGGCAAUCUGGAGUGCGUGGAGACGAUUGCUAACUGCGGCCUAGAUGUGUAUGCGCACAACAUUGAGACGGUGGAGAAACUCACACCCUAUGUCCGAGACAGACGAGCCCACUACCGUCAAACCCUGCAGGUGCUAACCGAAGCGAAGAAAUUCAAUCCCAAUCUCAUCACAAAGAGUUCAAUUAUGCUGGGACUCGGGGAAACCGACGAGGAGAUUGAGAAUACUUUGAAGGAUCUGCGGGAGGCCGGAGUCGAUUGUGUUACCUUGGGGCAGUAUAUGCAGCCUACGAACAAGCACCUCAAGGUCAUCGAAUACGUUACGCCCGAGAAGUUCAAGCACUGGGAGGAACGUGGCAACCAAAUGGGAUUCCUGUACACGGCCAGUGGUCCCCUGGUUCGCAGCUCCUACAAAGCCGGAGAGUUCUUCAUCACGAGUAUCUUGGAAAACCGUAAAAAAGGCAAAACGCCAAUGCAAUCCCCAAGGAGUAGGAUGAUUUCAAUGCCUUUCUGAUAACAAAAUUUUUAGAUGCCAGCAAACACAUAUAGAUAAUUUUAGUUAAGCCUUUUAUUAACAUACUUUUCACUUGUUGUGCAAUGUACAUAUAUAUU
Messenger RNA from Drosophila gunungcola (fruit fly), 1365 nucleotides. RefSeq names its product lipoyl synthase, mitochondrial (gene Las). Gene Ontology annotation, cellular component: mitochondrion. Lineage: Eukaryota; Metazoa; Arthropoda; Insecta; Diptera; Drosophilidae. The coding region runs from base 116 to 1267 and encodes 383 amino acids. The transcript is spliced from 5 exons. The record is from RefSeq and is a predicted model, not a curated record. Gene Ontology annotation, molecular function: 4 iron, 4 sulfur cluster binding; lipoate synthase activity. Gene Ontology annotation, biological process: lipoate biosynthetic process.